Molecule: messenger RNA, 1227 nt
Organism: Aplysia californica (California sea hare)
Lineage: Eukaryota; Metazoa; Mollusca; Gastropoda; Aplysiida; Aplysiidae
Product: solute carrier family 49 member A3
Biological process (GO): transmembrane transport
Cellular component (GO): membrane
Molecular function (GO): transmembrane transporter activity
Source: RefSeq, a predicted model, not a curated record
UAUUUAUUUCAUUGAACACGGUACCAGUUUACCACACAAGGCCGGAGGCCACUUUAUUAUAAAAAAGGGGGACGGUUCGUACGCAACUAUUAUGCUAGAAUCUUGAUGGAGAACCAAGAAAUCAGUGAUAAGAUGGGACAAGGACGUGAACGCCCUGAAGAUAAUGAACCUAUAAUCGUCACAGAAAAUGUACUCGAUCAACAUUACGAGUACUUACGUGACCCCUCUGGAUACACAGUUUAUACCAGACGAUGGUUUUUGUUGUUUGUUAUUGCAGUCAUCAACUUCACAAAUGCAAUGCUGUACAUUUGCACUGGUGCUAGUCUGUUCGGCGUGUUGCUGUCCACUUUCGGCGUGUGUAGCUCUGUUCCUCCAUCCCCACCCAGCCCUAGCGCCGCUGCCCAAUCGGAGCCUUUUUUCCUUGGAAUCAAAAAGCUGCGGAAGAAUUUUGCCUUCUGGAUGUUGGCGUUUAGCAUGGGCGGUGGCUUGGCUCUUUUCUCAGCGUACACCACGUUCCUGGAGCAGAUUCUGUGUCCUCAGAACUACGACAAUAGUUUCGCUGGCCUGUGUGGGGCUCUGAUGAUCGCAGCAGGAGCUGUCGGGGCUGUCAUCGCCGGCGUGAUCGCUGACAAGACCCGCAAGUUCUCCGAAGUGACCAAACUGGGCUUUGUCUUCAGCAACUUGGCAGGCAUUGCUUUUGUGCAGCUGGCCCGGUACAGAGACUUGGAGUACCCUGUGGCCAUCUGCAUCACUCUCUUUGGGGCGUUUGGUUUCGCUGUGUACCCCACGGCCCUGGAGUUGGCUGUUGAGGUUACUUACCCUGUUGCCGAGGCAACCAGCACUGGUAUCAUUUUCAUCUCCGGUCAAGUGCAAGGCAUCGUCCUGAUGAUCAUCUCCCAGUACAUCGCUCAGCCUCUGUCGCCCCAUGCAGCCUCAUUGCCACAGGCCUGUCCCAGCGACGGAGAGUUCGAUCCUCAGGACUGGACCAUCCCCAACCUGCUUGGAAACGGCAUGGGAGUCCUGUACACAGUAGCUAUUGUGCUGCUGUUUCGUGCGGAGUACAAACGCAUGAAGGUGGAAGACCGGCACAAGAUUGAGCAGACCCUUCAAGGAGAAAUAGACAGUCCUGUCAGGAGUUGAUGGAAGCUGAGUCUUUCUUAGCUUUUAUUGAAUUAUUAUGAGGAGAUGCGUUUAUACCUUGGAUGAAAUGAAAUCUGUUACAAAGUC